Nematolebias whitei (Rio pearlfish) is the source of this 894-nucleotide messenger RNA. It is a transcript of the gene syt19, whose product is annotated as synaptotagmin XIX. The record is from RefSeq and is a predicted model, not a curated record. The transcript has 6 exons. Gene Ontology annotation, molecular function: clathrin binding; SNARE binding; phosphatidylserine binding. Bases 1 to 894 code for a protein of 297 amino acids. Lineage: Eukaryota; Metazoa; Chordata; Actinopteri; Cyprinodontiformes; Rivulidae. Gene Ontology annotation, biological process: regulation of calcium ion-dependent exocytosis; calcium-ion regulated exocytosis; vesicle fusion. Gene Ontology annotation, cellular component: synapse; axon.
AUGGUGACUUCUGGAGGAGAUCCGUGUCCUGGCUGCUCGCUUUCAGCUGCCGGCGUGCUGAGGAUGCCCUUCUCAGACGCAGUGAAGUAUUGCAUUCUGGGAAUUUCUGUCCUCCUGCUCCUGCUGUCGCUGGCCAUCUUGGCCUGGCAGAUCUUCAGAUGUUUCUCGCAGGCGCCGACGUACCAGCAGCAGGAUCCAGGUAACAGAGAACUGCUGUACUCAGAGGAGGAACCACCAACAGCCAGAAGAUGCUCGGCUUCUCUGAGCACCACGGUGGAGGACGUCGGCGCUGAAGCUCACAGACUCAGUCGCUGUUUGUCACAGGCCUCGUUUCCUCCCGCAGACAGAGACACGAGAGAGGACCAAACCAAUAAAAAGGUUUCUGGCUCGCUGCGUUUCGCCGUCUACUAUGACCAGCUGCAGUCUCGGCUGGUGGUCACCGUGCUGCAGGUGGAGGAGCUUCUGGACUCCAGCCAGGCUGUCAGCCUCCAGCUGUUUGUCAAGCUACGCCUGAUGUGGGCCGGAUCAGAGGGGACAGCGUUGGAGGGCCUGGGGGAGCAGGAGGGUGACGUGGCGCCGCCUGUGCUGUGGACGGUGCUGCACGAGUGGCGCACUCGCAUCGUGAAAGGAAGCUGCAGGCCUGUAUUUGGAGACCAGUUCAGCUGCAGUCUGCAGGAAGACCUGCUUCACUGCCUCCACCUCAGGAUGGAGGUGAGGGACUUUGAUAAGUUCUCCAGACACGCUGUGUUGGGGGAGGUGAGAGUCCCUCUGGGCCGGCUCAACAUCACUUAUCCUCUAGAGCUGCAGGAAGAUCUGCAAACGCCUCAGAAGGUACCGCCGAUCCCAACAAACACACACCGAGCAACACCAGGAGACUUCCUGCACCACUACUGA